ACGGCGGCCAUGGGGCUCGCCGGUAACAGUGACACAACUGGGUUGCUCUAAGGACAAAUGCCUGAACCAUCUCAGCAUGGCCUAUAGAGGAGGAGGAAGAGGAGGAGGAAGAGGAGGAGGAGAGGAGCAUGACCAGCCUUCCUCAGCUGUGCUCUCCUGUGUUGACCCUGGAAGUGUUUGCCUAAGUAGAAAACAGCCCCAUAAUAUAUGCAUGGUGUCGGACUUUUUCUACCCGAAUAUGGGAGGCGUGGAAAGCCACAUUUACCAGCUCUCUCAGUGCCUCAUUGAAAGGAGGCACAAGGUCAUAAUUGUCACCCACGCUUAUGGAAAUCGAAAAGGCAUCCGUUACCUCACCAAUGGCCUCAAAGUCUAUUACUUGCCUCUGAAAGUCAUGUACAACCAAUCUACAGCCACGACCCUCUUUCACAGUCUGCCACUGCUCAGGUACAUACUCGUUCGGGAGAGAGUCACGAUAAUCCAUUCACAUAGUUCUUUUUCUGCCAUGGCCCAUGACGCCCUCUUCCACGCCAAGACCAUGGGGCUCCAGACAGUCUUCACGGACCAUUCCCUUUUUGGAUUUGCUGAUGUCAGCUCGGUGCUUACAAACAAGCUUCUAACUGUGUCUCUUUGUGACACAAACCACAUAAUUUGUGUCUCUUACACUAGUAAGGAAAACACUGUGCUCAGAGCAGCACUGAAUCCUGAAAUAGUGUCCGUCAUUCCUAAUGCUGUAGAUCCUACUGACUUCACUCCAGACCCAUUUAAAAGGCAUAAUAGUCUCACUAUCAUUGUUGUCAGCAGACUUGUUUACAGAAAAGGGACUGAUUUGCUUAGUGGUAUAAUACCUGAACUCUGUCACAAAUAUCCAGAUUUAAAUUUCAUAAUUGGAGGAGAAGGACCAAAGAGAAUCAUUUUGGAAGAAGUACGGGAAAGAUACCAGCUCCAUGACAGAGUUCGUCUCCUGGGAGCCUUAGAACACAAGGAUGUUCGCAGUGUCUUAGUGCAGGGACAUAUUUUCCUUAAUACAUCCCUCACUGAAGCUUUCUGCAUGGCAAUUGUGGAGGCAGCCAGUUGUGGUUUACAGGUUGUAAGUACCAGAGUUGGUGGAAUUCCUGAGGUACUUCCAGAAGACCUUAUUAUUUUAUGUGAGCCUUCUGUAAAAUCUUUGUGUGAAGGAUUAGAAAAAGCUAUUUUUCAACUGAAGUCAGGAGCAUUGCCAACUCCAGAAGACAUCCACAACAUAGUGAAGACCUUCUACACUUGGAGGAAUGUUGCAGAGAGAACUGAAAAAGUGUACGACUGCGUGGCCGGGGAAGCCGUGUUAACGAUGGACAAAAGACUGAACAGACUCAUCUCUCACUGUGGCCCGGUGACAGGCUACAUUUUUGCUUUGUUGGCUGUAUUCAACUUUCUCUUCCUCGUUUUCCUGAGAUGGAUGACUCCAGAUUCUGUCAUCGAUGUUGCAGUAGAUGCCACGGGGCCAGAGGGUGCCUGGAUUCCUCCAUGUUCUUACAGUAAACAAAAGGAUGAGGACAGUGAGGUGUCUGAAACCAGGUAGAAGAAAGCCUGGAUUGUAAGAGUUGAGGCAUUUGUAGUAGUUCUAGUAAGACAGAAAAUUAACCGUGCUGUUUUUUUUUUAAAGUUAAUUUAGUAAGUUAUGCUACCUCUAUUAUCAUUCAAUUUUAUUUUGAGGAAAGAUUAAAAACUUAUGCAAUUCCUGAGUGUAGAAACUCCUUGCACUUAUUUAAAAUUUAGGAGCGAACAUUUAAGCCACUCAGGUAUGACAUUUUUCAGAUUACUGAAAUCCUUCUAGCAGAGAUGUUUUAAACUAUAUUUUGGGAGUUUUGGGUGCUGAAGGGCCAAAUGUUUUUUAGGCAUUUUUUUGGCCGAUUUUAAACGUCCUACCAUUCAUUAGACAUUCACCAGAUGUUUACAAGUUUUCUUUAGGGAAUUACAACUGUAUGAACUAUUCUAGGUCAUGUUCAUACACAUUUAUUAGACAUUAAGCAUUUAUUGAGCACCCUCACUAAGUGUUCGUAUGCGCAGCAGGUGCCUUGAGUAAGAUGUUCUGUUAGUUUCCAGCACGUUUGAAGCCCCUACUACAUGUAGAGCAUUAAACGAGGUGUACUUCCUGCUGUUACGGACCAGGGGCACAUUUCCUCUUUAUUACUCAGAUGGCUCACUCCAUCGUAGUCAUAGUUGACGUGAAAUGGACACAGAACCAACAGGCCAGAAAAUCUUGUGCUUUUAUGCCAGGAAGAAAUGGCUGGCACAAGGGUUACUGCUUCGAUCCUGGUCUGCGUGUUCUAGUUAGGGCCUUGCCCUUCAGUUGUGUUUAUGAAAACAUGUUUUGCUUUCUCAAUACUAGGGACCGAUACCACUGUUGAUGAUAGUGCAGAGACACCCUUUGCCUCUUCUAGUGCAUAACUUAGUCCUCUGUAAAUGCCUUCGUGUUUUCCGAGCAGAAUGUACGAGGUGUGCCAUCUCAGAUUCAGCUGCUACCCUAUACUUUGAUAGAAGUCAUUCCCUUCACUUGUGGCCUAGCUCGUGUCUGCUAAGUAUUGUCAGUGUGCAGAAGUCUUCACCCCAGAAUGUUUUAUUCAUAGCAGAUGGAGUCUAUUUUAGAGACGGUCUCUUUGUGAGUGGAUGUUGUUAACUGUCAUUGUUGCCCAGAGCCAUGGGUUUUUAAACCCCAAAUUAUUCACAGGCUAUGUAUUAUUCUUUCAACUCCUGAGAAUGUUUUUGUGAUAAAGGACUGUGAAAUCCAAUGAAUGAGGCACUAGUGGGUGUGCUAGGUAGAUUCUGGCAGUAUUGUAAUUCUGUGCAGGGCUUUCUGGCAGUAUUGUAAUUCUGUGCAGGGCUUUCUUGUUUUUUAAUGAUGUCACCAAACUUCUUACUUCUUAAAAAGUAUCUUAACAUGCCUAUUAACCAGUUGCCAUUGAAAUAUAAGAAAUAGAUUUGUGUUUUGUUUGUACCAAAACACAAAUGCAAGAGUGCAAUUUUUUAAAUCUAGGAGUUGGGGUUCUUUUGUUGAAGAGAAAGGGACUAAUCCAAAUCACUAAAUCUCAUUGGGGUUUUUAUGCAUAAAAACUGAUUUAUAUAAGUAUGAAAUAAACAGUGCCAAUAUUCAUGAUACAGCAGGAAACUAACAUUUGGUUUUACUUAUUUACCAAUUUUUGAAGGCAUACUCGGUUUUUGGGUUUUUUUUUAGUACACUUCUGUUUUUUAGCAAAUUAAAGAAAGUUUGUCAUUAUUGUCAUUUAUUUCAGUUGGAAAUGUCAUUGAAAGUUGCUCUUAUGUGUAAAAGAAAUAAUUUGAAAAUUAAAGUUAUUUUUCCUGUUUUUUCUUAAAAGAUGAGAGUAAAGUUGCUUGGUCUAGUAAAUCUUCAUUUUCAGCCUUCCUGGGUACCUUAACUGUAACUGUCAGUGUUGCACUGGUCAAUAUGUGAAAACAUAUUGUUCUGCCCUGCUACUUAACUUUUAUCUGAAAGUGAACUUGCAGUGAUGAGAAAUUUAUGAAAAAUAUAUAUCGCAUUUUGAAGUUAUAAAAAGUAGCACAUGUUAAACUGAUUUAUGAAAACAUGCUACAU
Messenger RNA from Condylura cristata (star-nosed mole), 3589 nucleotides. It is a transcript of the gene PIGA, whose product is annotated as phosphatidylinositol glycan anchor biosynthesis, class A. Lineage: Eukaryota; Metazoa; Chordata; Mammalia; Eulipotyphla; Talpidae. The coding region runs from base 77 to 1558 and encodes 493 amino acids. Gene Ontology annotation, molecular function: phosphatidylinositol N-acetylglucosaminyltransferase activity. Gene Ontology annotation, cellular component: glycosylphosphatidylinositol-N-acetylglucosaminyltransferase (GPI-GnT) complex. Gene Ontology annotation, biological process: GPI anchor biosynthetic process. The transcript is spliced from 6 exons. The record is from RefSeq and is a predicted model, not a curated record.